Molecule: messenger RNA, 690 nt
Organism: Erinaceus europaeus (western European hedgehog)
Lineage: Eukaryota; Metazoa; Chordata; Mammalia; Eulipotyphla; Erinaceidae
Product: zymogen granule membrane protein 16
Exons: 4
Coding region: 113-616 (167 amino acids)
Source: RefSeq, a predicted model, not a curated record
UGCACCUGACCCUGUUUGCUCACAGACAAUAAAGUGGAGGAGGGCGAGGGUUAGACGUGGUAUAAAAGGACAGGAGGUUUCUGGGGGUUACAUUGACCCGUAAUCUGCCAGGAUGCUGCUCAUUGCUCUCUUGGCCCUUCUCUGUGCCUCGGCCUCGGCCAAUGCCAUUCAGCCCCGGACCUCCUCCUACAAUGGUGAGUAUGGAGGCGGUGGCGGAGAGCGCUUCUCUCAUUCCGGCAACCAGCUGGACGGCCCCAUCACUGCCAUCCGCGUCCGCGUGAACAGAUACUACAUCGUGGGCCUCCAGGUGCGCUAUGGCAAGGUGUGGAGCAACUACGUGGGAGGCAAGCAGGGCGACCUGGAGGAGAUCUUUCUGCACCCCGGGGAGUCAGUCAUCCAGGUGUCCGGCAAGUACAAGUACUACCUGAGGAAGCUGGUCUUCGUGACCGACAAGGGCCGCUACCUGCCUUUCGGGAAAGACACGGGCACCAGUUUUAACGCUGUUCCCUUGCACCCCAACACGGUGCUGAGGUUCUUCAGUGGCCGUUCUGGCUCCCUCAUCAAUGCCAUUGGCCUUCACUGGGACUCCUACCCCAGUGACUGCAGCAGCUGCUGAGCCCUGGCUGCUUCCCGGGCGGAAGUGAUAAACACCCCAAAUCGUGACUCAAUAAAUCAAAAUGAUCAACGCUA